AACGCGUAGAUCCACCGUAGCAGAUUCUCUCUUCACUAUUCCCUUCCCUCCCAAACCCCUUCAAUCGGAACCCUAACCCGAACCCCCAAAAUCAAAAAUCCCCAACCAUGGUGUGCAUAAGAAAAGCAACGGUCAACGACCUCCUCGCGAUGCAAGCUUGCAAUCUCUUCUGUCUCCCGGAGAAUUACCAGAUGAAGUAUUACCUUUACCACAUCCUCUCUUGGCCGCAGCUUCUUUACGUCGCCGAAGAUUACAACGGCCGUAUCGUCGGUUACGUCCUCGCAAAGAUGGAAGAGGAAACUAAUGAGUGUCAUGGACAUAUUACCUCUCUUGCGGUUCUGAGAACUCAUCGGAAACUUGGGAUUGCUACUAAGCUUAUGACCGCCGCACAAAACGCCAUGGAACAGGUGUUUGGUGCUGAGUACGUCUCACUGCACGUCAGGAAGAGCAACCGCGCAGCUUUUAACUUGUACACGGAGACCUUAGGGUACAAGAUUCAUGAUGUGGAGGCCAAGUAUUAUGCUGAUGGGGAGGAUGCUUAUGACAUGAGGAAGCAACUCAAGGGGAAGCAGUUGCCUCAGCACCAGCAUCAGCAUCACCACCACCACCACCACCAUGGCGGUGGUUGUUGUUCCGGGGAGACCAAGGGGAAUGCAAAAGCCACCUGAUUGUGAGAGCAAUUUUCCCCCAGUUAGUUUUUUCCAGUUUCCCCUUGAAUGUCUUUGUUGUGAAAUUUGACAAUGACAAGAUGGUAAUAUGAAUAAUGCUUUGUCACUUGUUGUAAGCUUAUUUUUUGUGUUCACUAUUUUUGUCCAUUUACAAAUCCGAUUUUACUAUUUUAGUGAAUGAAUGCACUGGAUUGUGGUUCA
This is a messenger RNA of Lathyrus oleraceus (garden pea), 869 nucleotides long. RefSeq names its product N-terminal acetyltransferase A complex catalytic subunit NAA10. Gene Ontology annotation, cellular component: NatA complex. Gene Ontology annotation, biological process: N-terminal protein amino acid acetylation. The transcript is spliced from 2 exons. Lineage: Eukaryota; Viridiplantae; Streptophyta; Magnoliopsida; Fabales; Fabaceae. Gene Ontology annotation, molecular function: protein N-terminal-serine acetyltransferase activity; protein-N-terminal-glutamate acetyltransferase activity. The coding region runs from base 108 to 668 and encodes 186 amino acids. The record is from RefSeq and is a predicted model, not a curated record.